GCCAUUAGCCAUUUUUCAGUGGUCAUUUGUUUUAUUGUUUUUUCGUACCUUGAUGUGCACAUUUCAAAUUGAAGAUACAAACAAAAAAAAUAGUAAAAGUAAACCAAAGCAAGUCAUACAUUCCGCGCCAAAAAAGAUGUGAAAAAUAUACUAAUACGUAAUUACGAACGAAUGAAGAAAAGAGUUUUUUUAUAUUAUUAUUUUUCAACUUUUCUCUUUGCAAUCGUCUUUUUCACUGGCAAUCAAGGCGGCGGUACUUGCCACUUGUUGCAUGACCGCAUACGAUAAGCUUCAGAUUUAUCUAACAAACUAGUUUUUCAUUACAUUUUUUUUUUGUUUUGUUAUUUUGCCGCUCUUCGGUUGUGCAAAUUACACUCACACAUUCACACAGACGAGUACACAUAUUUUUGUGCUCGUGUGCUCUUUUCUCUAAACUUAAAAGCGCAUUUUUCACUGCUUGUCCACGCCAACAAAGACCUUGCGCUGCGUGUGCAUCGAUGUGUGUGCCAUUUGUUCUUCGGCUGAGUUAUUGACCCCUCCCAAGCGACAUUUUCCAAAUACAAAUUUUUCUCUACUCAAACACAUUUGUAAGUGCGCGUACUUUUCGUGAAGUACUAGUUUCGUGAUACUUACUUGAACGUGCUGACUGUUUGAAAUGGAACGCGAUGAUUACGCCUUGAAUCUCAUCGAGAAAAAUAACCGGCAUGGCGGAGUGGUCAUUGUGCCAGCUGGCGGUAGCGGUCCACAAAGCAGCAGCAAUGUAGCUGGCGCUGUUGCUCCAGUCGGUAUUCUGAAGACACAAAUCGUGCCGGCCCAACCGAAAACCCUGCAACAUUUGCCCAAACGACCUGCGGUGGACUUGGCAUUCCACGAUCUUACAUAUCGCGUAAAGGAAGGCAAUCGUAGCAAUGCCAAAACUAUACUCAAAGGCGUCAGUGGUCGCUUGCGCUCCGGCGAGCUUACAGCUAUUAUGGGACCAUCCGGUGCUGGGAAAAGUACCUUGCUCAAUAUACUCUCCGGCUACAAAACCACAAACAUCGAAGGUGUCGUCACGAUGAAUGGACGCGAACGUAAUCUGAGCAUUUUCCGUAAAUUAUCCGCUUACAUUAUGCAGGAUAAUCAAUUGCACGGCAAUUUAACCGUCCAGGAGGCAAUGACUGUGGCCACGAACUUGAAACUGAGCAGGAAAUUUACAAAAGCGGAAAAGAACUCAAUGAUCGAUGACAUUCUACUCACACUCAGCUUGAGCGAACACCGCAACACCCUAACACGCAAUCUGUCCGGCGGCCAAAAGAAACGUCUGUCCAUCGCUCUAGAACUUGUCAGCAACCCACCGAUUAUGUUCUUCGACGAGCCCACUUCAGGCCUAGACAGUUCGACUUGCUUCCAAUGCAUACACUUGCUCAAGAUGUUAGCGGCUGGCGGUCGUACCAUCAUUUGCACUAUUCAUCAGCCGUCCGCGCGUCUCUUCGAGAUGUUCGAUCAACUCUACACUCUAGCCGAUGGUCAGUGUGUUUACCAGGGCAGCACCAAACAACUGGUACCAUUCUUGUCAACGCUCGGCUUGGAAUGUCCCAGCUAUCACAAUCCGGCGAGUUAUGUAAUUGAGGUGGCUUGCGGUGAGCAUGGCGAUCACACACGCAAAUUGGUCGACGCAAUCGACAAUGGCAAGAAGGACAUACGCACUGUCGCCGACUAUGAAGGCCUGAAAAUGCGUAAUGAUUUGGUGAAGGUGCACAAUUUGAAGGCGAUAUUGGAUAAGAAUGCGAGCUCGACGAAUACGACCAGCGGCAAAUAUGAAGAGAAUCUGACGCUCAAUAACGGUAUUUUGAAUGGUAAUCUGGUCAAUGAUAUUGUGAAGAAUUCGAAUGUGUCGACGACCACAGCGGCGACAGGCACCACCACCGGUGCUGUUGUACCUGUGGUGAGCACGAAUGAGAAGGGUGAUGCGAUGAUCGAUGUGGAGAAGGCGGAUAAUUGCACAACGGCAUUGUUGUCGGAGGAAAUCACUUCGCCCGAACGUUAUCCGACAUCGCAGUUCCAUCAGUUCUGGGUAGUGCUGCGUCGUACGUUGCUCUUCAGUUAUCGUGAUUGGACUCUUAUGUAUUUGCGUUUAUUUGCUCAUCUGCUGGUUGGCUUCCUUAUCGGCGCACUCUACUACGACAUUGGCAAUGAUGGCGCUAAAGUUUUGAGUAACCUGGGUUUCCUGUUCUUCAAUAUGUUGUUCUUGAUGUACACCUCGAUGACCAUAACGAUUCUGUCAUUCCCUCUUGAAAUGCCGGUGCUGCUUAAGGAGAACUUCAAUCGUUGGUAUUCGCUCAAGUCCUACUAUCUGGCCAUUUCUGUUGCUGAUCUGCCCUUUCAAGCAAUAUUCUGCGUCGUCUAUGUGAGCAUCGUUUACUAUUUCACUUCUCAACCGUGGGAGCUGUUCCGCUAUGCUAUGUUCUUGGCCGCUUGCCUGAUGAUUGCAUUCGUUGCUCAGUCGGUGGGUCUUGUUGUUGGUGCGGCUAUGAAUGUGCAAAACGGUGUCUUCUUGGCGCCCGUCAUGUCUGUGCCCUUCCUGCUCUUUUCCGGUUUCUUCGUUUCCUUCGAUGCGAUACCCAUCUAUUUGCGUUGGAUCACUUACCUCUCCUACAUCCGUUACGGUUUCGAAGGCACCGCUCUGGCCACUUAUGGUUAUGGCCGUGAGAAGCUAAAGUGCUUCCAGACCUACUGUCACUUCAAGUCGCCGCUCACCACGUUGGAGGAAUUGGAUAUGGUCGAUGCCAACUUCACACUCGACAUUGUUGCGCUGAUCGUGAUCUUUGUGGUUUUACGUGUUUCAGCGUAUCUCUUCUUGCGCUGGAAGCUGAGGACAACACGAUAAAUGCUUGAGAGUUUUAGGUUUCUUUUUCGUUUUUCUCCGUUGCUGCUAUGAUUUCUUAUGCUUGGAAUAUUUUUUAAGCAUUUGAAAUCCUCGGCAAAAUGUUUUUAUUUCCACACUAUUUUAAUAAGUGAUAAAAUGUAUGUAAACGAAAAGUGAUGUAUUUUGUUGUACGAGUAUGUACAAUUUUAUAAGCAUAAAUUAGGUUAAACUUUACUAGCUGCGUGGAAUGGGUUAAACGAUUAUAAUUGACAAAAAUAUUUGGUCAGCAGCACACACAAAUUGUAAGGGAGCAUAAGUACUUGGAACAAAACGUUUCAAAUGCAUCCCCAAUGCCAAUACGCCAAUUUUUUAUAAAAUCUUAAACACAAAAUAAUGAACAAUUGUUGGAGUCGAAACUAAACCAUAUAUCAUAGAAUAAGCAAUGAAUACUUUGUAUAUAUUUACACAAAUAUAACAACACACAAACGAAAAACGAUUCAAAGUUGCUGAUAUCAAAUGGCAACACAGACCAAAAUCAAAAGUAAUAUUUAAUAAUUACAAAAACAAAGUUAAUGUAAAUAAUUUAAUUGGCUGCUUUUGUAAGCUAAAAAGAAAGUUGAACAAAAAUUUGUUAGAAAAAUCACUUUUUAUUGAUGUGCUGAAUACACUUUUGGAGACAUAUUUUUUGUAAUUUUUUGAAUAUUUACUAUUAAUGACAAAUAUAUACACUUGUAAAAAAAACUUAAUGCGACACGAAAUAUUUAUUCCAAUUAAAACAGCAGGAAAAUUGGUAUUUAAUUGGUAAAUGAGAUUUGCCUAGGAAAACUGAAAUAUAAAAUGUAUCAAAAUCUGUUGCCAGCUCAUUUACGAGGUAUUCUACUGCGUACUUUUUUAUAAAUGGUGUUUUGUGAUAGAUAUAUUUAAUCAUACAUAUUAAGAGUAUUUAUAGGAACUAAAGAGCUUUACAAGCAAUUAAAAAUAUGUGGAAUUUUUGUGUAGUACGAGUAUUGUUUAUUAAAAAGAAAAUUAUAUAUAUUUUGUGGAAACAAAAAAGA
Molecule: messenger RNA, 3900 nt
Organism: Anastrepha ludens (Mexican fruit fly)
Lineage: Eukaryota; Metazoa; Arthropoda; Insecta; Diptera; Tephritidae
Product: ATP-binding cassette sub-family G member 1
Exons: 8
Coding region: 656-2866 (736 amino acids)
Cellular component (GO): plasma membrane
Molecular function (GO): ABC-type transporter activity; ATP hydrolysis activity; ATP binding
Source: RefSeq, a predicted model, not a curated record